AUGGAUUAAGCUAUUCUAAUUAAUGAUGAAAAUGAGGAAAAUAAAUAAUAUCAGGUUGAAAUAUCUGUAACAAUUCAACAGGAAUAACAAGAAUAACACGAAAAAUCAAACUCUAAUUAAGCAUGUAAUUUGUGCGAUUAAUAAAAUAUUCCACUUUUGAAUUAUUCUACCCUUGAAAGAGAACUAAAUAUUUGUUAGUUUUGCAAUGAUACUAUUAAUUCUUUUUAAAAAAUCGAUAAAUAGAAUUUAGGAACUUUUCAGGAUUGUAAAUACAGUAAAGAAAUUGAAAUAGAAAUAUUAAAUUAAGGAAAAUUUUAUAAUUUAGAAUAUGGUGAAUGCAAUAUAUGCUCAUCUCCGAAUACUAUUUUAAUAAAAUUAAACUUUUGUAAACAUUAUUGUUGUGACUUAUGCUUAAGUUUUUAUAUAAAUUUAAAUAAUGCUAAUUUCUAAAAAUUAAUGUGUCCUUUUUAGAAUUGCAAAUUUGAGAUAAAUGAUUAUUUAACUUUUUAGUAUUUACAGUACAAUGAGGUUAAAAAUUGGAAUAAAUUUUCAUAUAAUUAAUUUUGUUACUAAAAAAAAUGCAAAGCAAAGUUUAUUUUAUAACCUUAUAACAAUUUGCAGCAAUUAAAUAUUUUUUAAUAUAAUAAUCUCAAUCAAUGUGGAAUGUGUAAAAAAUAGUUUUGUGGAAUUUGUUGGACAAAGCAUGAUGGAAAAUGUGAUUUUGAUAAGCUCUUUUAAAAAUAUAUAAAAGAAUAAAAGCUCUUAAAAUGUCCAUAUUGCGGUAUACUUUCAGAACCAAAUAAUUGUUCAUAAAAUAAUGACAUAUGCAGAAAAUAUAAGGUAAAUUGGCAAUAAUGUUAUUUAUGUAAUCAUUUUUUUUGCUUGGAUUGCAAAAGGCCUUUGGAAUUGUUUGAAUCAAUUUCAAAUUCAGAAACUUUGACGUGCAUCCCCUGCAAAAAAAAAGUAAAAAAUAUU
This is a messenger RNA of Paramecium sonneborni, 975 nucleotides long. The record is from the annotation of a GenBank genome assembly. NCBI's taxonomy places the organism in Eukaryota, Ciliophora, Oligohymenophorea, Peniculida, Parameciidae.